Molecule: messenger RNA, 564 nt
Organism: Alternaria ethzedia
Lineage: Eukaryota; Fungi; Ascomycota; Dothideomycetes; Pleosporales; Pleosporaceae
Exons: 3
Coding region: 1-564 (187 amino acids)
Source: RefSeq, a predicted model, not a curated record
AUGGCUCGCGCAGGACAUUCAGGCACAGUUGUGGGCUCAGCGGUAGUAGUACGGGAGAAGUACUACUGGCCCGACCUACAGCUGAACAUCUGGACGAUUGUCAUGCUUGCAACAGCCGGAACAAUAUUGGGAGUGAAUGCGCAGUUUAUGGCGAUACAAGAUCGGAUGGGACUGGGGACGCCAUGGAUAAUGCCCUACGGCGUCACAGUUGGCACUCUGGCCAUAAUCUUCAUCAUUAUCGAGAUCGUCUUCAUCGCGCAACGGAAACUCCUCCCAGGCACUAUGAUGCUCCUCUCCUUCAUCCUCCUCGUCCUUUUCAUCGCCGGAAUCAUCGGAACCGCGAUACAACUUUUCGCCGGACCCAACAUCAACAACCAGUGCAAUACAUACGUCUUCAACAACGACGUGGAUGGGCCGAACAUGGAUACAUUGGCAUUCCUGCAGCAGAGGAAUAUCUGCCAAUGCUGGCAAGCCGAGUUCGCUUUCUGGAUCAUCGGAAGCAUAUUCCUCGUGUGGAUGAUGGUCAUGGCGAGCCAAGUCAACUCAAACACAUAUGCCAGGUAA